This is a messenger RNA of Gorilla gorilla gorilla (western lowland gorilla), 1654 nucleotides long. RefSeq names its product ribosomal protein L10 like (gene RPL10L). Gene Ontology annotation, cellular component: ribosome. Gene Ontology annotation, molecular function: structural constituent of ribosome. The coding region runs from base 901 to 1572 and encodes 223 amino acids. The transcript is spliced from 4 exons. NCBI's taxonomy places the organism in Eukaryota, Metazoa, Chordata, Mammalia, Primates, Hominidae. Gene Ontology annotation, biological process: translation. The record is from RefSeq and is a predicted model, not a curated record.
ACUACACCUCCCGGCAAGCCGAGGGAGGCGGCUCCGGCCUCCGCCAGCCCAGAGAAGGGCUCCCACAGCGCAGCGGCGGGCUGAAGGGCUCCUCAAGCACGGCCAGAAUGGGCACCUAGACGAGGCCGGGGAGGCACCGAGAGCGAGUGAGGGCUGCGAGGGCUGCCAGGUCCGCCAGCACGCUGUCACCUCUCAGUUUGAGAACCAUGAACUGAAGCUUUCUGGAACAAUGUCAAAAGUCAUUCAUUUGGGGGGAACUCAUUCUCUACAAGCAAACUACAAAGCCUUUGCGUGAAGACAGAGGAUAUCUGGAAUUUGAUUGUAUUUCUCACACUAGUGAGGAUUACAAACAGGGUCUCCCUCUGUCACUCAAGCUGGAGUGCGGUGGUGCUAUCUCAGCUCACUGCAGUGUCUGCCUGCAGGGCCCAGGCGAUCCUCCCACCUCAGCCUCCUGAGUAGCUGGGACUACAAGCAUGUGCCUCCAUGCCCAGCUAUUUGAUUUUGUGUGUGUGUGUGUAGAGACAGCGUUUCACUAUAUUGCCCAGGCUGGCCUCGAACUCCUGAGCUCAAGAGAUUCUCCUGCCUGGAAAUAACCUCUUUUAUACUUAAGGCAAAGCUGAAAGCAAGAGUUCCUAGCCCAAGAUGGCUAGCAGAAAGGAAGCAGCAGCUGUGCAGUUGGGGCGGGGCCCAAUUCCUUCCCUGGCCGCCAGGGGCAGUCUACCCACAGCUGACUCUGCUCACCUCAAGCGCGCCAGGUGACGCAGGCGCUACGUCUCUGGUUGGGAUGUCCUGAAAGUGAGUCGUCACAUCCUCCUCAGGACUCUAUGGUUCCCGCUAGGGACGAGGGGCAACGUAUAUAAAUGCGCGCAGGCGUAGUUCAGGGAGCGCACUUUGACUUCGAUGCGCCGCCGAGGUUCCUGUGUCGCCAUGGGCCGCCGUCCAGCUCGCUGUUACCGGUAUUGUAAGAACAAGCCGUACCCAAAAUCUCCUUUCUGCCGAGGGGUUCCUGAUGCCAAGAUCCGCAUCUUUGACCUGGGUAGAAAGAAGGCAAAAGUGGAUGAGUUCCCACUCUGUGGCCACAUGGUGUCUGAUGAAUAUGAGCAGCUGUCUUCUGAAGCCCUGGAGGCCGCCCGUAUUUGUGCCAACAAAUACAUGGUGAAAAGUUGUGGCAGAGAUGGCUUUCACAUGCGAGUGCGGCUCCAUCCCUUCCAUGUCAUCCGCAUCAACAAGAUGUUGUCCUGUGCUGGGGCUGACAGGCUCCAGACAGGUAUGCGAGGUGCCUUUGGAAAACCCCAGGGUACUGUGGCCCGGGUCCACAUUGGUCAAGUCAUCAUGUCCAUCCGCACCAAGCUUCAGAACAAGGAGCAUGUGAUUGAAGCCUUGCGCAGGGCCAAGUUCAAGUUCCCUGGACGCCAGAAGAUUCAUAUUUCCAAGAAGUGGGGCUUCACGAAGUUUAAUGCUGACGAAUUUGAAGACAUGGUGGCCAAGAAGCGCCUCAUCCCUGAUGGUUGUGGAGUCAAGUACGUUCCCAGUCAUGGCCCCUUGGACAAGUGGCGGGUUCUGCACUCAUGAAGGCUUUGGCAGUACUGUCUCCUUGGGCCAUGCUGGUCUGACUUAUGCUUACUAAUAAAUUCUGUUUACUGGCAAAAAAUAA